Molecule: messenger RNA, 734 nt
Organism: Sclerotinia trifoliorum
Lineage: Eukaryota; Fungi; Ascomycota; Leotiomycetes; Helotiales; Sclerotiniaceae
Source: the annotation of a GenBank genome assembly
AAUUAAUAAUUAAUAGUAUGAAAUACUAAUGAAUAUGAUCUUGAGUACGAAGCUUCACAAUAAGGAAAUCCAUUCUGGCUAUAUGGACCUUCGUGCUGUACGUCCCACUGCUCUUUGCUGUCCUAUCGUUAUGGGAAUAUUUCCCAUCUUAAUGGGAAAUCCCACUACAAUGGGAUUCCUUAGUCACAUGUCCUUAUUCUUGCUGACUAAGCUUUAGAUUCUACUGUUGCACUAGCUACUAAACUUAAGGUCCUAAUUAAGGCUUUACUAGUCAUACAACGAGGGAAUCCAUCCUGCUCUGGAUACCCGUCGUAACAUGAUCUUCGAGAUCCCCAAAUACCUUGUGUUUAUACCGAGUAAAUACCGGACCGUUACACGUGGUUCGUGAUAUCACGACUGAUACGUAAAAGGAUGAAGUGCAGAUGGCAUUUUAUGCUGAGCACAGGCUAGGACAAGAUGAAGCGGGUUGGCCUGUCAACAUCAAGGAGCUUCCUGAUGUCCAAAAUGAGUAUCCGGGAUGGAAAUCGUCACCUACUGUGAAGAUGACGGCUGUGUAUGGAUAGCGCGCAAAGUGAGGGAGGGAAGAAGAGGAAGGAGUCUGAGAACAGAAAGAAACGGUCGCGUAUGUGCUGGAAGUAAGAUAGAACUUCGAGCAAAAUUAUAAAUACUAUACAGUACCUCAAAUAUGUUACUCGCCUCAUAUAUUGUAAAAGAGGUAGGUCGAGAUACAUGCG